AUGGGCGGCGUCGCCUUUGGCGUGUCGGCCUCGUUCGGCCUCUUCCUGAAGCCCAUCACGGACGCCGAGAACCUCAAGCGCCAGGUCAUCGGCCUCGCCGUGGGGCUCAACAUGCUCGUGCAGGGCUUCUCGAGCAUCGGCUGGGGCGCGCUCACGGACACCUACGGCGCCGCGCCGGUCAUGGCCUGCGGCGCGGCCCUGGAAGUCGCGUCGCUCGUCGCGACGUCCUACUCCGAGGACGGCUGGCAGUUCUACCUCGCCGUGCCCGUCGAGGGCCUCGCGACGGGCGCGCUGUCCUUCAGCGUCGUGCUCGGCGCCGUGGGCAAGCUCGUCGCGCCGGAGCGCCGGAGCCGGAGUCUGGGCAUGGCGUCGUCGACGAUCGCGAUCGGCAACGUCGUCGUGCCGCCGAUCACCUACGCGCUGCUGGCGUCGCGGUCCUGGAGCGCCGCGAUGCGCCUCGUCGCCGGCGGCUGCGUGGUCAUGUUCCCCUUGUGCCUGUGCUUCGCGGCGGCGGCGCGGACGCUCCGCCGGGGCCGCGCGGACUACGCCGCGGCCGCCAAGGCCGGCGACGAGGUCGCGAACCCGCUGCGGCCCGCGCCGGCGCGGAGCCUCGGCGAGACCGUGCGGACGGCCGCGGCGACGCGGUCCUACCGUUUGGUGUUCGCGGGAUUUUUCGUCUGCGGCUUCCACGUCUUCUUCGUGCGCACGCACUUUCCGGCCUACCUCUCGGACCGCGGCCUGCCCGAGUGGGUCGGCGCCGCGUCGCUGUCGCUCAUCGGCCUCGGCAACGUCUGCGGCACGUUCGUCGCGGGCAUGCUCGCGCAGCGCUACGAGAAGCGGAAGCCCCGGAUUCUAGCGUGCAUCUACGCGGCGCGGUCGCUCGUCUUCGCCGCCAUCGCGCUCAACGAUCGGCCCAGCGUCGCCUUCGCGCUCGCCAUCUCCUGCGUCAUCGGGCUGCUGUGGCUCUCGACGGUGCCCGUGACGAACGCCAUCGUCGGCGACCUCGCGGGGCCCCGCUACGUGUCGACCCUCUUCGCCAUCAUCUUCGCGAACCACCAGGUCGGCAGCUUCUUCGGCGCCUGGCUCGGCGGCAAGGUCUUCGACGCGCACGGCUCCUACGCGCCGAUGUGGUGGCUCUGCGUCGGCGCCGGCCUCCUCGCCGCGGCCGACCACCUGCCCAUCGAGGCGACCCGCAUCUUCGACGACGCGGCCCCGGCGGCCGUCGCCGCGCGCGCGGCGGACGACACCGCGCUCUAA
Molecule: messenger RNA, 1257 nt
Organism: Aureococcus anophagefferens
Lineage: Eukaryota; Pelagophyceae; Pelagomonadales; Pelagomonadaceae
Exons: 1
Coding region: 1-1257 (418 amino acids)
Biological process (GO): transmembrane transport
Molecular function (GO): transmembrane transporter activity
Source: RefSeq, a predicted model, not a curated record